Spinacia oleracea (spinach) is the source of this 1833-nucleotide messenger RNA. RefSeq names its product elongation factor 1-alpha. The coding region runs from base 175 to 1518 and encodes 447 amino acids. The transcript is spliced from 3 exons. The record is from RefSeq and is a predicted model, not a curated record. Gene Ontology annotation, molecular function: GTPase activity; translation elongation factor activity; GTP binding. Gene Ontology annotation, biological process: translational elongation. NCBI's taxonomy places the organism in Eukaryota, Viridiplantae, Streptophyta, Magnoliopsida, Caryophyllales, Amaranthaceae.
GCCAACUAAUAACAUUGAAUCAAAUUGAAAAUGAUCAAACUGUAUUCUGAAGAGACUACUUCUGCUCAACUCUGCUCCGCACUAUAUAAUCACCAUUUCCACCAUCCCUUCUUUUUGAAUCCUUCAAUUUCUCCCUUCUCUGCAUUGUAUAAGUUUAACAAUUGACAAGUCAUAAUGGGUAAGGAGAAGAUUCACAUCAGCUUGGUGGUCAUUGGCCAUGUUGACUCUGGUAAGUCAACCACUACUGGUCAUUUGAUCUAUAAGCUUGGUGGUAUUGACAAGCGUGUGAUCGAGAGAUUCGAGAAGGAAGCUGCUGAGAUGAACAAGAGGUCCUUCAAGUAUGCCUGGGUUCUUGACAAACUAAAGGCAGAGCGUGAGCGUGGUAUUACCAUUGAUAUUGCGUUGUGGAAGUUUGAGACCAACAAGUACUACUGCACUGUUAUUGAUGCCCCAGGACACAGAGACUUUAUCAAGAACAUGAUUACUGGUACUUCCCAGGCUGAUUGUGCUAUCCUCAUUAUUGACUCCAUCAAUGGAGGUUUUGAGGCUGGUAUUUCCAAGGAUGGUCAGACCCGUGAGCAUGCCCUUCUUGCCUUCACUCUUGGUGUCAGGCAAAUGAUUUGCUGCUGUAACAAGAUGGACGCCACUACACCCAAGUACUCGAAGUCUAGGUAUGAUGAAAUCGUUAAGGAAGUCUCGUCGUACCUCAAGAGGGUUGGUUACAACCCAGUCAAAGUCCCAUUUGUUCCCAUUUCUGGGUUUGAGGGUGACAACAUGAUUGAGAGGUCCACCAACCUUGACUGGUACAAGGGACCAACCCUCCUUGAGGCCCUUGACUUGAUCAAUGAGCCAAAGAGACCCUCAGACAAGCCCCUCCGUCUUCCACUCCAGGAUGUCUACAAGAUUGGAGGUAUUGGAACUGUACCGGUUGGACGUGUUGAAACUGGUGUUUUGAAGCCCGGUAUGCUUGUUACCUUCGGUCCUACUGGACUGACUACUGAAGUUAAAUCAGUUGAGAUGCACCACGAGUCCCUUCCAGAGGCUCUUCCCGGUGACAAUGUUGGUUUCAAUGUCAAGAAUGUUUCUAUCAAGGAAAUCAAGCGUGGAUACGUGGCUUCAGACUCAAAGAAUGACCCUGCUAAGGAGGCAGCUAACUUUACUGCCCAGGUCAUCAUCAUGAACCACCCUGCACAGAUCGGAAAUGGUUACAGCCCAGUGCUGGACUGCCACACCUGUCACAUUGCUGUUAAGUUUUCUGAGCUUCUGAGCAAGAUUGAUAGGCGGUCUGGUAAGGAGAUCGAGAAGGACCCUAAGUUCUUGAAGAAUGCUGAUGCUGGUAUUGUGAAAAUGGUUCCCACUAAGCCAAUGGUGGUGGAGACUUUCGCAGAGUACCCACCCCUUGGUCGUUUUGCUGUGAGGGACAUGAGGCAGACUGUUGCUGUUGGUGUCAUCAAGAGUGUCGAGAAGAAGGAUCCAACUGGUGCCAAGGUUACCAAGGCCGCCCUGAAGAAGAAAUGAACCGCUUCUGAGUUGAUCGUCUCAGUUAAUGGUGUCUUUAUGCUAUGCUUGUGUCGUUGUUUUGUGCAUUGUAGGCUUGCCUCAAAACCAAUAUCUUGGACCUGUUCACAGAAUUGGGUACUUGAUCGUCGGUGGUGAGGUUUUGAUCUACAAUGCCAGUCUUUUUUAUGUUGUUUACAUGUAAGGGAAAACUACAAUAGGAUAUCCUUUUACCAGGGGAAUCCAUAACGAAUUUGACUGUAAUUGGAAUUAUGCUUCCUGCUACUACAAUUAUCGAUAUAUAUGAAUAAAAAGAGACGAUCAAGGUCAUGUUUU